Messenger RNA from Elaeis guineensis (African oil palm), 3899 nucleotides. The record is from RefSeq and is a predicted model, not a curated record. NCBI's taxonomy places the organism in Eukaryota, Viridiplantae, Streptophyta, Magnoliopsida, Arecales, Arecaceae.
GCAAGUCAAGUCAUCAGCUCGCUGACCUCAAGACUCAUCUAUAUCGGAGUCAGAUCGCUCGAAGAACCCAGCAUCCUCCACUCACCGAGCCCUUGCCGAUUACUCUCUCCUGUGCAAUCAGCGAUGGCGGAAGCAGCAGCAGUAGCAAUUGUUUCUCCGAUUCUGAAACUCGUGAUCGGGAAGCUGGGUUCAGGAUUUUGGGAAGAGCUGGGCUUGGUGUGGGGUGUCAACUCUGACAUCCGGAGGCUGCAGAGCGUGCUGUCGACGAUCAACGACGUAGUUGAUGAUGCCGAGAGGAAAUCCAUCAGAGACAAAGAUCUGACUGGUUGGCUGAGGAAGCUCAAGGAUGCAGCUUUCGAUGCUGAUGACGUGGUGGAUGAGUUCCAGUACGAAGCAUUGCGACGGAUCCAGAGACGUAACCAGCUGAUUGGAAAGGUAGGUGACUUCUUUUCUCCCAACAACCAAAUUGCUUUUCGCCUUGAGAUGGCUCACAAGAUAAAAACCAUCAAUGAGAGAUUGGAUGAGAUCGCGGAGGAGAAGUCAAAAUUCCAUCUGGAAAGGGGAUCUACCCCGGGAAGGACUAUCGAUCGAGAGACCUUCUCAGAUGUGAUUGAAUCCGAGGUUUAUGGUAGGGAUGAAGACAAGGAGACGAUCAUAGAUUUCUUGGUCCGUGCAGAUGAUAGCAGUGACGUCUUGGUGCUUCCGAUAGUUGGAUUGGGCGGAGUUGGGAAGACCACACUUGCCCAGCUAGCUUAUAAUGAUCGACGCAUAGAGGAGCACUUUGAUCUUAAGUUAUGGGUAUGUGUUUCUGAUGAUUUUAGCAUCAAAGGAAUUAUUAAAAACAUUAUUGAGUGUGAAACUGGGGAUAAGUGCGAUCUCUCAAACUUGCAAGCUGCAAAGCUUCAGCUCCAGAAGAAACUGACAGGGAGGAGAUUCUUGCUUGUUCUGGACGAUGUCUGGAAUGAGGAUGAAGCAGAGUGGGAGAGACUGAAGACCUUAUUGAGAGGUGGGAAGCAAGGAAGCAAGAUCGUAACUACAACACGAAGCGAUGUUGUUGCCAGGAUCAUGGGAACGGUGACACCACACAAAUUGCAAGGAUUGACAUCCGAUGACUGCUGGACUUUGUUCAAGCAGAGAGCGUUUGGGCCAGGAAGAGAAGAAGAGACUUCAAGGUUGGUCGAAAUUGGAAAGGAGAUCGUUGAGAAAUGCAGGGGCUUGCCUUUGGCUGCAAAGGUUCUCGGAAGUCUAAUGAGGUUUAAAACUGAGGACGCGGAGUGGGUGCAUGUCAGAGAUAGCGAACUUUGGAGAUUGCCUAGAAACGAGAAUCGUAUCUUACUGGAACUACAAUUGAGUUUUGAUCAUUUGCCCUCUGAUUUAAAGCAGUGUUUUGCUUAUUGUUCGAUAUUUCCGAAAGAUUACCAAAUUGAAAGGAAGCAACUGAUUCAGCUGUGGAUCGCCGAAGGUUUCAUCCAAACAUCGGACGGUGAUAUGCAUGAAGAGGAAGUUGGCAACCAAAACUUCAAUAGCUUGUUGCGGAGAUCCUUUUUUCAGGAUGCGAGAAAGGAUAAGUAUAACAACAUAUGGGCAUGUAAGAUGCACGACCUAAUUCAUGAUCUUGCAUGUUCUAUCGCAAGAGAUGAGUCCUCGAUCAUGCAGGUGGGCAUGAAGAGAAGCAUUCCACAUGGAUGUCGGUAUUCAUCUAUUGCUUUUGACAAUGCCAUGUCGUCAACGAAUUUAAAGGCCGCUUUUAAAGCAAAGAAAGUUCGAUCACUUAUUUCAUUGGACCCCCAUUAUCACCAGCAGAUUCAUAAUGGAGAAUUUGCCUUCUAUGCGAUGUCAUCCCUUACUCAUCUCCGUGCAUUGGAUCUAACUAGAGCUGACGUCGAAGAGUUGCCCUGCAGUAUUAGUAAAUUAAAACAUCUUAGGCUUCUUGACCUGUCAUUUACUAAAAUUAAAGCUUUACCUGGCUCGAUUACCGACCUUCACAACUUGCAGACUUUGAACCUUGAAGGAUGUUUUAGCCUUAAAAGUUUGCCAGAGGGAAUGAGUAAUAUGAGCAGCCUCAGACACCUAGACAUCGGCAGCUGUCCAUUGAUUUGCAUGCCCCGUUGGUUCGGCCGAUUGAAUGGCCUCCAAACAAUGACCAUGUUUGUCACGGGAAAAGAGCAUGGACGUACUAUUUCCGAGUUGGAGCACCUAAAUUUUAUCAGUGGUUAUCUACAAAUCAAGGAGCUUCAAAAUGUGCAGGAUCCAAUGGAAGCGACGGAAGCAAACCUGGCAUCAAAGACAAACUUGCGUUCCUUGUCUCUGAUGUGGAACAACGACUCGUAUAUGCAAUCGACCAUAUCCCCUGUAGCAGAGGUGGAGGAAGUAUUUGAGAAGCUCCAGCCUCCAUCAAAUCUGAAGGAGCUAUACAUAAGCUACUAUUCAGGUGUCAAUCUCCCAACUUGGAUGACAAGAAUGGAGCUGGCAUCAUCACCGAUCCGCAAUCUAGUAACGAUCGAGCUAAAGAAUCUCAGGAGAUGUGAGCGUCUUCCAACGCUUGGUCAUCUACCUUGUCUUCAGAAAAUCAGUAUACUGGGAAUGAGUGCUGUAAAGAGAAUCGGACUGGAGUUCUAUGGUGACGGAGGUAUAUUUCCCUCUCUACGAUCUCUCCGUCUGUCGCAGUUGACUGGUUUGGAGGAAUGGUCUAUAGAGGCAAUGGCAUUCCCUUGCCUUGAAAACUUUUCUCUAUCAGGAUCCCCCAGAUUGAGGGUGGCACCACGUCUUCCAUCGUCGGUCACGUACGUUUCUAUCGAGGGUUACCGGCUAUUAUCAACGGUGCGCACUGGAGGGAUUGUACAAGCUGAGACAUUUGAGUAUCGGUCACUGUGAAGCACUAUUGUUGUUGUCCUGGUGGGAGUGGUUGCAUAUCCAUGACAAGAAGCUGAUUGUGUUUCCCCGAGAGCAUUUUGCAGCUACGCAUGCCCUCCUGCUGGGAGUGGCUGCAAGACCUCAUCUCUCUUACUAGUUUGAAUAUUUGUGAUGAUAAGCUGAUGUGUUUGCCGGAGGGUAUUUUGCAACUGCGCAUGCCGGAUUCACUUGUCGUGCAUGAACCUCAAGUCCAUUUCGGGAGAACACCCUCCCGCCUUCUUCAUGACCAUCCAAUAUCUAGAAAUAAAUUCCUCCAAGGAAUUGACCGCUCUGCCGGGGUGGAUAGGGAGCCUCAUCUCACUCAGGUGUUUAGAGCUUCGUCGUUGCAGCAAGCUAGCGAUGUUGCCCGAUGGGCUACAACGCCUCGCAACGCUUCGGCAACUGUUGAUUGGCUACCGCCCCCAGCUGGAGAAGCGGUGCGAGAGGGAUAGAGGGGAGGAAUGACCCAAGAUCGCUCACAUCGCAAACAUCCAGAUCGAGCCAGCUGAAGUGAAGAAUACAGGGAAGAAAAUAGCCAAAGAUCUAUUACUAGAUCGAUCAGAAGGUUAAAAUUAGCGAGUUGCACGGGCCGUGGCUGAUGUGGUAGCAGCACCUUCCGAAUAUCUGCUGAAGCCUACCACAUUUACACCUCGGAAGCUUAUUGCCUGAUCCAAACAUUCGUUUUACAAAGCGCAAAUUGGAUGCUAUCACACUUUUCAUUCUAAGGCUGGGGUUGAUUCAUAGCAAUGUGAUAAGCUGAUUCCUCAACCUUAGAAAGUUCAACAGACUUGGCAAGCAUACUUGAAAGCCUCCCAUAGCUCCAGAAAAUCUUGUUUCUUUUUGCCCUUUCAUGUUGGAAAUAUAAUGCCAAAAGGAUGAAUGCAAGGACCAGCAUAUGAAUACUCAAUCCAAUUGAUGGAAGUGAGGUACUUCAUGUUUAAUUUUCUCUCAAUAUCUAUAUUUUUUUGAACCAUGUCACUCAAAUAUUUGAUUUUCAAUUUACUUUA